Puccinia graminis f. sp. tritici CRL 75-36-700-3 is the source of this 2496-nucleotide messenger RNA. RefSeq lists its product as uncharacterized. The transcript is spliced from 2 exons. NCBI's taxonomy places the organism in Eukaryota, Fungi, Basidiomycota, Pucciniomycetes, Pucciniales, Pucciniaceae. The record is from RefSeq and is a predicted model, not a curated record. The coding region runs from base 55 to 2496 and encodes 813 amino acids.
AUCAUCAGCAAAAAUUAUCAUAACAGCAGAAAUCUUAACAACUUCUCCACCACCAUGAAUUUUCCACCAAGAAGAAACUCCCUGUCUGGACCUGCCCCUAGGAUCAACAUGGCCAAUUUGGCUAUCCCAGCUUGGAGAGGACAAGUCUUACCCCCUCAACUACCCCCUCACCAGUACUAUAACCCUGGAACCACAUUCUACCAACCUCCUCCUGCCCAUACUCCAGCCUUUAACCCUGGACCAAUGAGACAUCCCCAACCUUCAGAAAGUGACAACCUGGAACCUUUGGAAAUUAAAGAACCCCUUUACCACCACAGGACAGAAAGUCAGGAUACAGGACCACCAGGGCCAGAAAAGAAUACUCCAACUCAGCCAACUCACCCUCUGGAACCCAAGAAACCUACCCCCAUCCACUUUCUGGAAAGAACAGAAAAAUUGAGCAUUGUCUACAGCCCCAAAGAAGGAAUGCCUUUCACCAAGGAGGAAUAUGCUAGAAAGGAUUUGCAAUGUUUGGUCAGCUCCACUAUAGGCAUGGGAGGAAUAAAAAAUCCAGAACAACUCAGACUAUUCAGAAUCCAAUUUGAAGCAAUCACCCACUACCUCAUCAGAAAUGGUCACAAUUUCCACAUGGAUGAAUUUUCAAACUACCUUUGGAGAUCCCUCAGCCUAAAGUUGGAAAGGUUAAUAUCAGAUCCACUUAUCUGGGAUGGUCACCUGGUUCUGGAUGGAAAUUUUCACAUUGCAGAACUACCACCCUAUGAUGCAAUUCUGGAACAUAUUUAUAUGGAGUUUGAACAAAUGGAUUUUCUUCAAGAAGAACCUGAUCAACCUGCACCAGAAAUUGGACAAACAGAUCAGAAUUUCCAUACAGUAGCCAACAUGGAAAAAUGUGACUCAGGAAUCCUGUCACCACUUACACAAAAUCUCCCCCCAGUACUUUUGUCAACCUUGGAUGCCUACCCCCUGAUGCUAGAAAAUGACCUAUCCCUGGAAACCUUGGAACCCUUGGACAACACAGAGACAAAACAAUUUGGAUCAGAAACAGAAAUCUUACCAGCAACAAUUCAUUCAGAAAGAUCCUCACCAAGUGCCUUGAUUGAAGAAAAUUGUUCCCCAGUAGUAUCAGUAGCCAUGGAAUUCUCCCUCCAAAUCCCUCAGGAUGGUGAAGAAUUGGAAACCUUGGGCAAAAAUGAAAAUGAAAAUCCUGGACCAGAAAUUUCCACCUGUGAAGAAAGAAGACCCACAGAAGAAGACAAAUUUCCAUCAGAAAUUCUUCCAGAAGGAAACUUACCAGUGGAAGAAACCCCACAUAGCCUUGUGCCUGGAUUACCUGAAACCCUGGAGGAAGACUUUGGAGAAGAGAACACUGAAGAAAUUUGUACCAAUAAUUUCAACCCAGUGGAUGGCUCAGCCUUGGACCUAGAAUUGGAACAGUUGCCAACCAUAAAUUCAGAAGCUCUUAUGACUGGAAAGACUGAAGCUCCAGAGAGACCCAGCUCAGAAAUUGCACAAUUUGGAUCACCAGAAAUUUGCACCCAGGAGAUUUCACCUUCCUUGGAUGGCCAUGGAGGACAAUCACUCUUGGAAGAUGGAACUGAAAAAAAAUAUCACAAGGUACCAGACAUCAAUUAUAUCCAUGAUAAUCAGUGUAGCAUAUAUCCUUCUGCCACAGGAUUAACUACAAAGGAUUUUGAAAUCAACUUCCAGAAGGACCCUGGAAAAAUUAUGGAGCAAAAUGUUACAUUAGUCAAUAUCAACAACUACAAACAAAGAUUUUUUCCCCCAACUCACCAAAUAACUCCUCAUCAGAAAAACCUGGGCCUCUUGGAACCCCCUGAUGCCAGCCAAUCAUGGAUCAAACCUUCUCUGAUUACUAUUGCAAAAACUUGGUGGGAACAAUAUGCCAGCCUGAAAGAUUCUGUGAAAUCCAUAAAUGAAAGAAUCAAGUCAGCUAUCAUCAAAAGGAACCACUUGGGGUGUGAAAAUACUGCAUACACCUCUCCACAGUCCAGCGCGACCAACUCAGGGCCCAUCUUUCCAAUGAACAAGGAUCAAGUUUUUAGUGGAUUUGUUCCCUCUUUGAUCAUACCAGGCCUCUCUAAAGUCAGAAAGAAAAUAAGGAAGAAACGAAUUAGAUAUAGCGGCAUUCACCCUUUUUCUAAGUAUCAAGUGAAAGACUCCAAACCCGUAGCAAAGCCUGAUGAGUUCAUGAGCAACAUGGGAACCAGUCGCUGCAUCCUAGUCAUCUUGAAAAUAGAGAAACAAGGCUAUCGAUCGACUUGCAAGAAUACUGAAGAAUCUCAAGACAAAUCAUUAGUUUCUCUAUUCAGAAAAACAACUGAUCGGUUGGUAGCCUUUGAAGAGACCUGCUUUACUUCUCUGAUUGUGGAUCACUUGGAGCAAGAGGUCACACAGCGAGACUGCAAAAAUAUAGCUGUUGGACCGACAAUUUCCAGCUCGCUUUCGCGAGCAAGACAGCAGCUUCAGUAUGCUUAG